This is a messenger RNA of Lingula anatina, 1570 nucleotides long. RefSeq lists its product as uncharacterized. The record is from RefSeq and is a predicted model, not a curated record. Lineage: Eukaryota; Metazoa; Brachiopoda; Lingulata; Lingulida; Lingulidae. Gene Ontology annotation, molecular function: Glc3Man9GlcNAc2 oligosaccharide glucosidase activity. Gene Ontology annotation, biological process: oligosaccharide metabolic process.
AUGGUCUUUGUGAACUAUUUAAUUGUUGAGGUUCUAAAAAGAUAUGACUUCUUCUAUGGUGACUCACUGAAGGUAGACUUUCCUACAGGCUCAGGAAACAGCAUGAGACUGAAUUCUGUGGCAGACAAGUUGUCAGAAAGAUUGACCAGAAUAUUUCUCCCAGAUGAAGAUGGCAGACGACCCUGCCAUGGAAAUGCUUCAAAAUAUGCACAAGAUCCCCACUGGAAAGAUUUAGUGUUAUUCUAUGAAUAUUUCCAUGCAGAAGAUGGAAGAGGCUGUGGGGCCAGUCAUCAAACUGGCUGGACUGCAUUGGUUGUGGACUUCUUAAGAGCUUGCAUUCCAGAGAAAUAGUGGUACAGCCUUAUAUAAGAAAAUACCAAACUGUACACUGUGUAAGGUGCAGAGGAGCAUUGAAAAAUUAGUAAAACUUAAAUAGAGUAAAAUGUUUUGUGUGCAAUACAUGAUCUGAACAGCGUCCACAUUUUUGCAUUCUGCAUAUAGUGCCAGUACUAGACAAUUAACCCAGAAUUCUCAAUGCAUUGUUACAAAUUUACAGUUGCAAGGUGUAGAAGGUGAGUAAUGUUUCUUAUUCAAGGCAAGAUACUCAUUUUUAUGUAUUCAAAGCAGAAAUUAGAGUUAACCUCAUGUAUGUUUCUUAUAAGGUAUUUUCAUCAGAUAAAAGCAAUACUCUUGUAUUCAAGCAGAAUUUUAAAACAAGGCAGCAAAGCUUUCAGACAAAAAAUCAAAAAAUAAAGUUGCACGGAAUAAGUUAUUUUGUUAACUUUGGUGCAAUAAUACAUUGUGCUUAAUAGCAAAUUAAUGCAAAUUUUAAUUAUGCACAACAGAUAACAUGGAUGUUAGGAAUAUGUAACUAGCAUAAGGCUUUAGACCCAUGAGAGUUCAAAUCCACGCACUCUGAAGUGAGUGGGUUUACACCAUUUUUAGAUAAGACUUCAUGAACCUGAGCAGAUUAUUCCUUUUAUUCUUUCAAGACAAGUGCAUUUUAGAAAUUAAAUGUUACUUUAUUCCAUACUUUAUUAAUUUUAUUAUUUAAUUUUCCAUGCUCAUGUGCAUGCUGGGUUAAUUAUUUUAGAAUUAGUUGGAUUAAGACAGCAAUUUUUAAUAUGAUGUUGUGAAAUAAAGUUGUAGGUGGGCCUAAAUCAGCCAAUCUGUACAAAAAAAUAUCUGGUGAAUAAUAGAAAAUAGGAUAUCUCAUGUUGUAUUGCAAUGAAAUAAAUCCAAUAAUAUGGCAAUCUCAAAACUAUAAUGUUAUUGGUCAGAAUAAUUUUACAUUUUUUAGUAUUAAUAUUCAUAUUAUACAAAAUUAUAAUGCAGAUUUCUUUAAGCAGUCACAGAUAAAAGUUAAUAAAUAUUCUGGUCUAUUAAUGUUUUCAAGAAUUUUAUUAGAUGUUUAAAAUUUCAAAUUCCGUUUCAUCAGUUAUGUAAUAUUGUAGCAUAUUCACAUUCAAGUUAGUGUAGCUUUCCAUUCCUUGUGCUAGGAAAUUCCUUUUUUUCCAAAAAUUACCAUUUGUCUUUGUAGAUCUUGACAUGCAAUUGUUUAUGUGCAUAU